Messenger RNA from Sinocyclocheilus anshuiensis, 1144 nucleotides. Its product is annotated as protein FAM212B-like. The transcript has 2 exons. The coding region runs from base 114 to 974 and encodes 286 amino acids. The record is from RefSeq and is a predicted model, not a curated record. Gene Ontology annotation, molecular function: protein kinase binding; protein serine/threonine kinase inhibitor activity. Lineage: Eukaryota; Metazoa; Chordata; Actinopteri; Cypriniformes; Cyprinidae. Gene Ontology annotation, cellular component: nucleus.
GAAGAAACAGAAAACAGGGAGUGAGACAAGAGAAGGAAAGAUAGGGAAACAGAGCGACUGCAGGGUGAAAGAAGGAUUCUUUGUGGCAGUCGGAUGAGGGUCUCCAAGCUCAGAUGAAUUCUGUGAUCGGCGCUCUCCAGGAGCUCAAACUCUUGCAGGUCCAGACUGCACUGGAGGAGCUGGAGUUCUCCAGUAAAACGAGCCAGGCCUCUUCAUACACUCGCACAAUGCUCGAUCAGAUAAACUACAGUUCAAGAAUAACCCACCGGAACCGAACACAGAAUCCAGAAGAAAUUCUUUCACAAGAAUGUUUCCAGACUGAGCUUACCAUGGAACCGCCUUUGUUCCUCACUAGUUCUCCAGCAGAGAACCGCCGUAUUCCCAGGGUACACGAACCCAGGAGGGUUUACGGAGGAAGUCUAAGCACUUCUUCCUCUUUUUCCUCUCAGGAAGACACAACCGACAACAAUUUCUCCUCAUACGAUAUUGAUGACUCCACUGAUUGGACAGCCUCAUUGAUGAACCAUAGUAGAAACAGACAGCCAUUGGUAUUGGGCGACAAUGUUUUUGCUGAUUUGGUCGGAAACUGGCUGGACCUGCCUGAUGUUGGAGGCCAGACAGCAGGUGAGGAGCAGGUGAAAGAGUCAUCAUCUAGCAGUCACUCUCAAGAUCUCUCCAGGAAACUCUCACUAACAGCUAGCAUCUUCAAACGGGUCCUACGCCGCGUUUGGCCACGGCACCACCAAGAAAGCGAAGGAAUGGAUGUCUGUAAACAACCAAAGAUCACAUGCAGAAAGCCAAAAUCAGAUGUCAGCAAGCCAUUCUGGGUGAGAACAAGAGGAAUGAAGAAGAAAACCACACCCAGCCAACAAGAGGGCGUGGCUUAUCAGGGCUCAGAGGGUUUGAUAGGAUGGGUGGAGAUCGUAGAGAAACGUCCAUCUGUGUUUGAUUACAGCUCAGCUGUGUGGGUCUGAUAUAGUUCUACAUAGAAGACACUGUUACACAUAUUGUUAGACAUAAUUAGUGGACUUUAUGAUCAAAAUUGUUGUAACAUGAUGCUACCCUUAAGUGCACCUGGUCGGCCAUUCGUUAUUGCAACAUCUCAUAUUCAAGUCAAAAACAUACAGUAAUAUGGAAGUAGUCU